Molecule: messenger RNA, 558 nt
Organism: Exophiala dermatitidis NIH/UT8656
Lineage: Eukaryota; Fungi; Ascomycota; Eurotiomycetes; Chaetothyriales; Herpotrichiellaceae
Exons: 1
Coding region: 1-558 (185 amino acids)
Source: RefSeq, a predicted model, not a curated record
AUGGCCCAAAAUCUAGAAGCAGUAUCUCAAUCCACGCUUGAUCACUUCCAAGCAAUACCAUGGUGCUCGGUGCAAUUAUCAGACCCAUCAUUCCGCGUUGUCACAAUAUCCCGGACCAUGACACAACCGGGCGACGGCCACUCCUUGAUGGCGGAAACGUGGAACACAGACAAGACCAUCAAAGAUUUGCUGUCCUUGUACCGACCGUCUGACGAGUCCAUUGGACAGACUGGCGAGGUGCGCAGAUUCUAUACGUUCGGAACUGGCCUCAACGCCCAUCCCAACCUCUUACAUGGCGGGGUGGUUGCUACUCUUUUGGAUAGCACUCUGGGCAACAUUGUCUUGUUGGAAAUGCCAGAAAGACAAUCGACGUACACUGUCGGAUUGAACAUUACGUACAAAAAGCCGAUCAGGACGCCGUCAACCAUUCUGGCACGCUCGUGGAUAGUCAAGGUGGAUGGAAGAAAGACUUGGGUUCAUGGGACGCUGGAGGAUGGCAUGGGCCAGGUGUAUGCGAGUGCGGAGGGGGUGUGGGUGACUGUCAUGCCCAAGAUAUAA